This is a messenger RNA of Coregonus sp. 'balchen', 26252 nucleotides long. NCBI's taxonomy places the organism in Eukaryota, Metazoa, Chordata, Actinopteri, Salmoniformes, Salmonidae. The record is from the annotation of a GenBank genome assembly.
GAACUGGGAGGAAGAGUAGGGUAGAAUUCACACGGAAUAUUCAGCUGUAGCUGUACAUUUUGUUGGAUAUAUGUUUUCAUAAUAAUUAUUGCGACGUGGACACUAUUUCUCGUGUCUCAGAUGUGAUAGUGUUUUCAUCACAUCACUGCCCCCGGGGCACAGUGAGUGACAGUUACAGUGGAGAUUUUUUAACUACGCUCGAACAGCCUUCAGUCUUCACUUUAGAGGCUUUGGAGUGGAUCAAUUGAAUUAGAAAAUACAUUCUCAACAUGGCUACGGAUCAAGAAAAGAAUAAACAGCUUUUGAUAAAGCUGUUGGAGAGACCGGGGAACGGGAGCUGUGUGGAUUGCGGAGAUGCAGGUACAGUCUAGGCCACUAUGGUCGCAUCAAUGUCUCAAGUAUGUCAGGUCAGGUGGCGCGCGCGCUCCUCCAGACAGGUCUCAGAGCAUUUAAUAUUAUUCUGUACGUAAAUCCGAGACACUGCCAUGCAAGUACUGUAGGCUACUGUAGUGCUCUAUUGUUUGCAGUUAUCAGUGUCUGUUUAAGCUCUAGUGCAGUCAAACAGGUGUCAUUGCAUAACAAUACAGUGAAAUCCGGUGAACAUUUCAAUGUUUGUAUCAGAGAGAGAGAGAGAGUGAGAGAGAGCAAGAGACUGGAACCGUGAGACAGAGGGACAGGCAGAAGGACAGACAGGCAGACUGACGGAAUAACAUAAUAUUUUGGGAUGUAGGCCUAAUUCCCUGGUCUAAAUAUUCCUGCCUUGUGUGAGUUGCCCAGGUUGGCACACUGACAAAUGCCAGUCUAUAGCUUUACCUACCUCAACAGAGUGAGACCUGCAUCUAAUCAUAAUGUAGGUUGUAAUGGAGUCUCCAUACGUUUAUUGUGACCACUGACCAGGAAUACAAUACAGACAAUUUAUGAUUCCUUAAUGCUAUGACUCAUUCAUUUACAUUUUACAUUUACGUUACAUUUACGUCAUUUAGCAGACGCUCUUAUCCAGAGCGACUUACAGUUAGUGCAUACAAUAUUUGCAAAUGCCAUGCUCUACCAACUGAGCUACAUCCCUGCCGGCCAUUCCCUCCCCCCUCCCUGGACGACGCUGGGCCAAUUGUGCGCCGCCCCAUGGGUCUCCCGGUCGCGGCCAGCUACGACAGAGCCUGGAUUCGAACCAGGAUCUCAUUCAAGUGGACAUGCCCUGCCAUCAAUGCAAUAUUAAUCUCCUGGUUCCAUCCUCUGUAGCAGUUACUAUGCUGUACAAGUCAGGGCUUGAAGUCAAAUAGUCAUAGCCUUAUUUAUUUUCAGGGUAAUAAUGAAUAGCAACUGCAUGGAUUUUGAAAAUACUUAAGAGGGUCCAGUCAACAUAAAAUCUAUUGUAUUCCGUCUUUAAAUCAUUUAAUUAGAACUAUCCUUAUGGAUCAUUUAGAUUCCUCAGGAAGUCUGUCUGCCUCCUUCUUCCAUAGCAAGUGUUUCUUGGAAGAGUGUAAGAUUAUCUGCAAUGUGGUUUGUUUGUGGCCCUUCCCUAAGCUCCAAAGAGUGUCACCAGAUCAUCAUGACAUCACAGAUAACAUGAUGACAAAAUAACACAUCAGCGAACUUGGAAUGCAGCCUCCCGCUCUUACAAGGUGUCAGUGAAAUGAGUGGACGAGACAUAGAUCAUACUUAACUGUAAAUAGCUUUUUUAUUAUUCCAUGGGCCUUAUCACAUAGUAGAACACUGUCAUCUAUUAAAUCCUGCAAAUGCCACCUGCUCUUUCAUAAGGCCAAUGCCAAGAGACACUUGUAUUUAAUAUUUCAUCAGGAGUGAUGUGCUAUCAAUGAUGCAGAUCAGACGACCGGUUUAGCCUGUGGAGCCAGUCUGCUCUGUAUGGAGAAGAUAGAUACUCCAGGGUUGUAUUCAUUACGCACCAAAUGGAAGAAAAACAGACUGAAACAGGGACGGACUACUUGGAAUUGUCCAAUAAGAAGCUCUCAUUUUCAUUUUCAUGCAAAACGGUAAAACUAUUUUUUGUUACAUGCCCUAAUGAACAUAACCCAAGGCUGAAUGCUGAGCACACCCACACAUUCCCAUGGUGACUCAGCUAUGAGCUCAUCUCUAGAUCCAAGGUCACAGAGUUCACAGUUAUGUCAUGUCCUGCUUGGCUUUUGAAAGAAAUACAGUAUCUACAAGGUAGUAUUCAUUCAGAUGUUUCUCUGAUGCUAGUAGCAGUAUCUGGUCAGUAUAGGGACUGUGCAGGCCUCUUGGGGUUGCAUCCAUAUCUUCUUUAUUCAUUUCAGUCUUCCAUCGGUUUGGGUUGUUGGGAUCAGGGAUGAUGUGAGUGUUUCCUUUAGUAGAUUUUAAACAAAAGAUACAACAGAUAGGCUGUUUAGAGAGAAAUGUGCUUUGCCAACAAUGGGUGACUGACACUUUACCAUGUAUCCCAGAAUUUCCAAAUGAGAAAUUAUGUGUAUUUCGGUGAAGCUGUUAGUAUGAGCAAACUGAUAGUGAAAACAUUGCAUGCAGUGUCAGGUUAUUUUUUAAACUCACUGCAUGGUUUUUGUCAGUCGUUCUGUAUGAAUGAAUGAAUGAAUGAAUGAAUUAAUGUCUGUCUGUCUGUCUGUCUGUCUGUCUGUCUGUCUGUCUGUCUGUCUGUCUGUCUGUCUGUCUGUCUGUCUGUCUGUCUGUCUGUCUGUCUGUCUGUCUGUCUGUCUGUCUGUCUGUCUGUCUGUCUGUCUGUCUGUCUGUCUGUCUUUCUGUCUGUCUUUCUAAUCUCACAGCAUGGCUGGUGUACUGAGUGUACUGUCUGGGUUUGUGCCAUUACUUUCUGUAAUUGAGAGAAGAGAUGGUUGGUUGAGAUAAAACCAUGGCAUACACUCAUAAUUGUAAACUGUAAAUGUGCAAUAUCAUUAGGAACCAUGCCAAGUAGAUUCUGUCAUCCCUCUGCUGCCCCUCUCUCUCAAUGUCUAUUGCUUUAUUGGCAUGAUGUAACAAUGUACAUAUUGCCAAAGAGUACUUUGGAAAUGAUUCAUUAACAAUAUCAAUAACAACAUCAUUAAAAAUAACAAUCAAGAUUGCCACAAACAGGACAAUCAGUAACAACAAUAAUCAAGGGUGGGGGGGAUGGGGUUGUUUUAGAAAUGGGAAUCAGUAAGAAAAUAAGUCAGUAAAUAAGUCAAUAACAGGAAGAUGUGAAGGUUGGUUGGUCUGUCAGACAAUGUCCCUCUUUAUGGCAUCUCUCUCUCUCUCUCUCUCUCUCUCUCUCUCUCUCUCUCUCUCUCUCUCUCUCACACUUUCACUUUGUCUUCUCCAUUCUCUUUUCCCCAUCUGUCUCUUUUCUGUCCUCUCCUCUCAUGCCUCUUGUCAGUUGUUCCUCCUCUAUCUCUCAAUAUCUUUGCCAUCCCCCACCCUCCCUAUCUCUGUGGCAUUUACCAUAGACAUAAAUCCACUCACUGAGUGACUUGUCUUUUUGCAGGUUUAUGAUCAUCUCGCAUGAUCCCUUUAAUUAGGAGAUGUACUGUAUAUCCCCCACUAUCCCUUUAAUUAGUAGAUGUACAGUACCAGUCAAAAGUUUGGACACACCUACUCAUUCAAGGGUUUUUCUUAAUUUUCUACAUUGUAGAAUAAUAGUGAAGACAUCAAAACUAUGAAAUAACACAUAUGGAAUCAUGUAGUAACCAAAAAAGUGUUAAACAAAUGAAAAUAUGUUUAAUAUUUUAUAUUCUUCAAAGUAGCCACCCUUUGCCUUGAUGACAGCUUUGCACACUCUUGGCAUUCUCUCAACCAGCUUCACCUGGAAUGUUUUUCCAACAGUCUUGAAGGAGUUCCCACUUAUGCUGAGCACUUGUUGGCUGCUUUUCCUUCACUCUGCGGUCCAACUCAUUCCAAACCGUCUCAAUUGGGUUGAGGUCGGGUAUUGUGGAGGCCAGGUCAUCUGAUGCAGCACUCCAUCACUCUCCUUCUUGGUCAAAUAGCACUUACACAGCCUGGAGGUUUGUUGGGUCAUUGUCCUGUUGAAAAACAAAUGAUAGUCCCACUAAGAGCAAACCAGAUGGGAUGGUGUAUCGCUGCAGAAUGCUGUGGUAGCCUUGCUGGUUAAGUGUGCCUUGAAUUCUAAAUAUAUCACAGAAAUUGUCACCAGCAAAGCACCCCCACACCAUCACACCUCCUCCUCCUUGCUUCACGGUGGGAACCACAUAUGAAGAGAUCAUUCGUUCACCUACUCUGCGUCUCACAAAAACAUGGCGUUUGGAGCCAAAAAUCUCAAAUUUGGACUCAUCAGACCAAAAAACAGAUUUCCACCGGUCUAAUGUCCAUUGCUCGUGUUUCUUGGCCCAAGCCUGUCUCUUCUUCUUAUUGGUGUCCUUUAGUAGUGGUUUCUUUGCAGCAAUUCGACCACGAAGGCCUGAUUCACACAGUCUCCUCUGAACAGUUGAUGUUGAGAUGUGUCUGUUACUUGAACUCUGUGAAGCAUUUAUUUGGGCUGCAAUUUCUGAGGCUGGUAACUCUAAUGAACUUAUCCUCUGCAGCAGAGAUAACUCUGGGUCUUCCUUUCCUGUGGCGGUCCUCAUGAGAGCCAGUUUCAUCAUAGCGCUUGAUGGUUUUUGCGACUGCACUUGAAGAAACUUUCAAAGUUCUUGAAAUGUUCCGUAUUGACUGACCUUCAUGUCUUAAAGUAAUGAUGGACUGUCGUUUCUCUUUGCUUAUUUGAGCUGUUCUUGCCAUAAUAUGGACUUAGUCUUUCACCAAAUAGUGCUAUCUUCUGUGUACCACCCCUACAGUGGCUUGCGAAAGUAUUCACCCCAUUGGCAUUUUUCCUAUUUUGUUGCCUUACAACCUGGAAUUAAAAUUGAUUUUUUGGGGGUUUGUAUCAUUUGAUUUACACAACAUACCUACCACUUUGAAGAUGCAAAAUAUAUUUUGUUGUGAAACAAACUUGAAAUACGACAAAAAAACAGAAAACUUGAGCGUGCAUAACUAUUCACCCCCCCAAAGUCAAUACUUUGUAGAGCCACCUUUUGCAGCAAUUACAGCUGCAAGUCUCUUGAGGAAUGUCUCUAUAAGCUUGGCACAUCAAGCCACUGGGAUUUUUGCCCAUUCUUCAAGGCAAAACUGCUCCAGCACCUUCAAGUUGGAUGGGUUCCGAUGGUGUACAGCAAUCUUUAAGUCAUACCACAGAUUCUCAAUUGGAUUGAGGUCUGGGCUUUGACUAAGCCAUUCCAAGACAUUUAAAUGUUUCCCCUUAAACCACUCAAGUGUUGCUUUAGCAGUAUGCUUAGGGUCAUUGUAUUGCUGGAAGCUGAACCUCCGUCCCAGUCUCAAAUCUCUGGAAGACUGAAACAGGUUUCCCUCAAGAAUUUCCCUGUAUUUAGCGCCAUCCAUCAUUCUUUCAAUUCUGACCAGUUUCCCAGUCUCUGCCGAUGAAAAACAUCCCCACAGCAUGAUGCUGCCACCACCAUGCUUCACUGUGGGGAUGGUGUUCUCAGGGUGAUGAGAGGUGUUGGGUUUGCGCCAGACAUAGCGUAUUCCUUGAUGGCCAAAAAGCUAAAUUUUUGUCUCAUCUGACCAGAGUACCUUCUUCCAUAUGUUUGGGGAGUCUCCCACAUGCCUUUUGGCGAACACUAAACGUGUUUGCUUAUUUUUUUCUUUAAGCAAUGGCUUUUUUUCUGGCCACUCUUCUGUAAAGCACAGCUCUGUGGAGUGUAUGGCUUAAAGUGGUCCUAUGGACAGAUACUCCAAGCUCCGCUGUGGAGCCUUGAAACUCCUUCAGGGUUAUUUUUGGUCUCUUUGUUGCCUUUCUGAUUAAUGCCCUCCUUGCCUGGUCCGUGAGUUUUGGUGGGCGGCCCUCUCUUGGCAGGUUUGUUGUGGUGCCAUAUUCUUAAAUUUUUAAUAAUGGAUUUAAUGGUGCUCCGUGGGAUGUUCAAAGUUUCAGAUAUUUUUUUAUAACCCAACCCUGAUCUGUACUUCUCCACAACUCUGUCCCUGACCUGUUUGGAGAGCUCCUUGGUCUUCAUGGUGCUGCUUGCUUGGUGGUGCCCCUUGCUUAGUGGUGUUGCAGACUCUGGGGCUUUUCAGAACAGGUGUAUAGAUACUGAGAUCAUGUGACAUAUCAUGUGACACUUAGAUUGCACACAGGUGGACUUUAUUUAACUAAUUAUGUGACUUCUGAAGGUAAUUGUUUGCACCAGAUCUUAUUUAGGUGCUUCAUAGCAAAGGGGGUGAAUUCAUAUGCACGCACUACUUUUCCGUUAUUUAUUUUUCCAUUUCACUUCACCAAUUUUGACUAUUUUGUGUAUGUCCAUUACAUGAAAUCAAAAUAAAAAUCUAUUUAAAUUACUGUUUGCAAUGCAACAAAAUAGGAAAAACGCCAAGGUGGGUGAAUACUUUUGCAAGGCACUGUACCUUGUCACAACUGAUUGGCUCAAAUGCAUUAAGAAGGAAAUAAAUUCCACAUAUUAACUUUUAACAAGGCACACCUGUUAAUUUAAAUGCAUUCCAGGUGACUACCUCAUGAAGCUGGUUGAGAGAAUGCCAAGAGUGUGCAAAGCUGUCAUCAAGGCAAAGGGUGGCUACUUUGAAGAAUCUCAAAUAUUUAUUUAACACUUUUUUGGUUACUACAUGGUUCCAUAUGUGUUAUUUCAUACUUUUGAUGUCUUCACUAUUAUUCUACAAUGUAGAAAAUAGUACAAAUGAAGGAAAACCCUUGAAUGAGUAGGUGUGCCCAAACUUUUGACUGGUACUGUAUAUCGCAGUGCAACAGUGGCAGGCUACUUAAUGAUAUCAUAUUUUUGUGCAAUGUCUCUAAUGGUUAUACCCUGGUGUGUUGCUUGGCUGAGUUAGAUGAGUUAGAUGUCUCUAAUGGUUAUACCCCGAUGUGUUGCUUGGCUGAGUUACAUUAGUUAGAUUGUGUGUGUGUGUGUGUGUGUGUGUCUCUCUCUCUCUCUCCCUCUGUGUAUGGGGUGUGUGUGUGUCUCCCUCUCUCUCUGUGUAUGGGGUGUGUGUGUGUGUCACUCUCUCUGUGUGUAUGGUGUGUGUGUGAGAUAUGGGGGGGGGGGGGGGGGGGGAUAUUUACUAACACUGAUACAAUGACUGCAGCCUCCAUAGAAAACCACUUGUUCUAGUUCUAUGACCUAAUUAUAAACAGCAGCCACUGAAACCAAAACAGACUAAAAGCAUCUCACACAACAACGCUGGCCAGACAUACAGUAUACAAACAAUGUACUUAGGCAUAGCUAGAAAAGGACAUAUACCACAUUCUUCUAAAGUCUUCCGUUUUAACGACAGGCUCUGCCUUUUCCAUCAAAGCUUUUGACAAAAUGUGUGGAAACUUGAGUCAGGUUUAGGUGUAACUUACUGCGACCUGUGCUGAUGUUGGGGACAGACUUUGUAAAACAGAAUAUAGGCCCUAAAGUCCUAGAAUGACACUAGAAUGUGCUUCAUAUCACUCUUUCCUGGGUCCCUUGUAUUAAAGCUAAAUUUCAUGCAAACAUACUGAGCUACAUGAGAGUCUUUUUAGGGAAAAUACUUACAGAAAGUUAUACCAUAUCUUGUUACAGCAGAGCAGUAUGUUUCCCAGGGGGCCGUGGGGCUCUAUAGAUUCCCUAUGUCCGUCUGUCCUUUUGUCUGUCCAGCCGUCCAUUUGUCUGUCUGUCUGUCUGUCUGACCAUUUGUCUGUCUGUCUGUGUGUCUGUUUGUCCGGCUGUCUGUCUGUCUGUUUGUCUGUCUGUCUGUAGAGGAUGCAGUGGAAUACUGAUGGUGGUAAAGGUGCAGGUUGCAUGUUUCGUUGAUUGAGGUCACCAAAUACUGUCUGUAUGAAGCUAUAGAUUCACAUCUGGUCCUAGCGAGAAACACUUGUAUUGUUGUACAAUUCUCUUGGCGUAUCAAUAUCUUAUUCAUAACAGAAAGGAAAGGUAUGUGUUUGGUGCUAUUGGCACUCCUCUGCCAAUAGCAGGCAUAAGAGGCCGGCUGAAGUUGAGUUGCUACACCAGAUGAACCCAUAGUGGCUGUAUGUAUUGUGAUCAGUAAAUAUAUUCAGGGAGACCUCCCCAACCGACCACUGUUUGUUUCUGGUGUCUAUGUCAGGAGCAGCGUCGAGCCACAAAUAGUGUCUAUGGGAAACGUUACCCCAUAACGAUGACUCAAGGUGAGUCUCCGUGGCGCCCGAUAGACUCUGUCACCUCUCCUGUUCCCCACCCUUUCCCCAUAGCUAUCAGACAGAUAGGAGAACCACCCUCCCCUCCCUCCCCACACCAGCCCCCACAGGAGGACAGUCUCGUACUAGCAGACGUUUAGCCCAACACUCUGAUGUGAGCGCUAAUGGUCUGAUUGAUGUCCACCGGUUACUAUGAAGCCAUGCGUCACAACUCUGGAAAUUAGCUGGGGAUCCUUUACCUUAGCUCCAUUUGUUUGCUCUGAGGACACUGCUAUGAGACUCUGCUCUGAAAUCUAGGACAGUGAGGAGGAGAAUUCACACUGUAUGGGGUCAGACUGAUGGCUGAUGGGUAGACUAGGGAGCUACAGGUGACCUGCUGUCUGGUUGUUGAGUUGAACACAGCUUUAUUGUAUUCAUUAGGCCACACAACGGAAAACACUUUAAAACGCUUUGCAACGGAAAACAAAAAUUAGCAUUUCUAAUUGGACAAGUCUCAGUUUGGUGUCUAAUGAAGACAUCUGGGAUACAGUGUCCUGACUGCUGUCCUGCAGAUAUAGAAGAGAGAUGUGUUCCCCAGACUAAGGGAGCUCCCAGGCAGUCUUAAAGGAGGCUGCUGGAGCUGAUUAGGAUCUCUCCUGUCCUCUCUCCCAGUCUCCCAUCUUCCAUGUCCUAGCCCAGAGUCUCUGUGUCUGUCUGUCUGUCUGUCUGUCUGUCUGUCUGUCUGUCUGUCUGUCUGUCUGUCUGUCUGUCUGUCUUUCUGUCUGUCUGUCUGUCUGCCUGCCUGUCUGUCUGUCUGUCUGUCUGUCUGUCUGUCUGUCUGUCUGUCUGUCUGUCUGUCUGUCUGUCUGUCCUCCCUCUUUAUCAUACAUACUCUCUUUGUCAUUGUAUGACAGUAACAAAGUAUUCACCAAAUCUCAUUCUCUUCUCAACCAAUUAAGUCUUCUUCUUGUAGCAUGGUGUUGUACUUAUUUCUUUACUAUGAAGAUACUGUACAUGCAGACAGGAAGUAGCAGACAUAGAUUAUCUACAGUGCUCAAUGAGAACUAGAACUAUAAGGCCCAGUGCAGUCAUUUCCAUGUGUUUUAUAUAUAUUUCCACGCUAUGAGGUUGGAAUAAUACUGUGAAGUAUCAUAAUGCCCUUUUAGUGUAAGAGCUGUUUGAAAAGACCGCCUGAAAUUUCAGCCUGUUUUGAUGGGAUGUAGUUUUGACCUGCCUGGUGUCAUUACCUGCUAAGAAGCUAUUUUGGUUCCUUUUGACCAUUUUAAUUGAAAACAAUCACAGUAAGGUAUUUCAUUGUUACUCAGAAAUGCUAUGAUAUUGAGAUAAAAACGGCUGCAUUGGACCUUUAAGAUAUCAGUCUAGAGGUCUGUGGUAACCACAUCAUGGUAGUAGUGGCCUGUUCUAUCUCUGUUAGUCUGAGGCAGCCUUAAAAUGAACUUCCCCAUUUGUAGUACUGUCAUUGUUGCUGUGAACUAAGGGUGUGUCCUGUGUGCACGUAUGUGUUCUCACGUGUGUGUUUUUCAGACCCGGAGUGGGCGUCCUACACCCUGGGUGUGUUUGUGUGUCAGAGCUGCUCGGGCCUCCAUAGAAACAUCUACCAGAUCAGCAAAGUCAAGUCUGUCCUGCUGGACCCAUGGAGUGAUGCGGAGGUAGAGGUGAGUCUGUCCUGCUGGACCCAUGGAGUGAUGCGGAGGUAGAGGUGAGUCUGUCCUGCUGGACCCAUGGAGUGAUGCGGAGGUAGAGGUGAGUCUGUCCUGCUGGACCCAUGGAGUGAUGCGGAGGUAGAGGUGAGUCUGUCCUCUGGACCCAUGGAGUGAUGCGGAGGAAAAGGUGAGUUGAGUUUGCCAUUGGUUCUGUGUGUGUGUGUUAGCCCUACGCUUUGUGUCUGUCUGUCUGUCUGUCUGUCUGUCUGUCUGUGUGGUGUGUUUUGUGUGUGUGUGUGUGUGUGUCUUGUGGGCAGUGUUGUGAGGAAAGCCUCUCAGCCCUAAUUCUGGCAGGAUUGAUGCAGGGAGGGAAAGAAAGUGAAAGAAGGGAGAUGGAGAUGGAGACCAAAUGAGUUGCAAGGAAGACAGAAUGAGAGAAAAAUGUGGGAGGCUAGAGAUAAGGGGGAGGUGUCAAGGUAUGGUAUUGAUCUUGUGUGCAUGCCAGCACAGUGCAUGUGUGUGUAUGUAUGUGCAUGUAUGCAUGAGUGUGUGUGCGUGUGUGCAUGUGUGUCUUUGUAUGCAUGACUGUGUGUGUGUGUGUGUGUGUGUGUGUGUGUGUGUGUGUGUGUGUGUGUGUGUGUGUGUGUGAGUGAAACCCAGCUCAUGAAACAUCUGUUUCUCUCUGUGAUUGCAGUUUAUGGCGUCCAACGGCAACGAUGCUGCUAAAGCCAAAUACGAACAGAAAGUGCCUGCUUUCUACUACCGUCCUACACACACAGACUGCCAGUAAGUGACUUGGUCCCUGGCCCCUGGCCCCUGGGCCCUGGCCCCACUUGGCCCGCUGGCCUAACCACCCACCCCUUCAUGCCCUGCUCCAGGUCCCUCAGCUGGGUCACCUCUGUCUGUGUGACUGCUCCACCCAUCCUCUAAACACUGUAACGGAACACAAGACAGAGGCUAGAUUGGUAACCAAAAGCAUGAACAAACGUCUGCAGUCAUGGGUUACCAAACUUCACCAAACGUCUGCAGUCAUGGGUUACCAAACUUCACCAAACGUCUGCAGUCAUGGGUUACCAAACUUCACCAAACGUCUGCAGUCAUGGGUUACCAAACUUCACCAAACGUCUGCAGUCAUGGGUUACCAAACUUCACCAAACGUCUGCAGUCAUGGGUUACCAAACUUCACCAAACGUCUGCAGUCAUGGGUUACCAAACUUCACCAAACGUCUGCAGUCAUGGGUUACCAAACUUCACCAAACGUCUGCAGUCAUGGGUUACCAAACUUCACCAAACUUCUGCAGUCAUGGGUUACCAAACUUCACCAAACGUCUGCAGUCAUGGGUUACCAAACUUCACCAAACGUCUGCAGUCAUGGGUUACCAAACUUCACCAAACGUCUGCAGUCAUGGGUUACCAAACUUCACCAAACGUUACCAACUUUAAACUUGUGGACUUCUCAUUGGCACGCCUGUAAAAUGACACCUUCUCAAAAGACUAAAUGAGUUAUAGUCAUAUGGAGGAAACUCCACUUAGAGUCUAGGAGGUAGAGCCAUUACCAGAUGUUGGUUACCUAUACAGGUUCCUCCUUUCAGGUGUGCAACGUUUAGUCAUCAAUGGCAGAGGCCAGAGGAAAGGCAACAGUUUGGAAUGCAGCCACAGUGCAUUCCUUGUCUUACGUCAGAUAGCGCGACGAUUCCGCUUGCACUGGUUGAGGGACGAGCGUAGGAGUGACAUUACUGGUUGUAAGACAAUGGCCACAGUGUUGACAGGCAGAACAGUACCCUUCAAAAGGAGUCAUCAGCCUGGUUCUCCUGGGUGAUAACAGUCCCACUGGGAACAGACGUCAGUUCAACGUCUAGUUUUUAAUUUACAUUUGGUUGAGUUGUCAACUAACGUGAAUUCAAUGUGAAAUCAACAAAAUAUUUCACCAUGUCAUUGGAUUUAGAUAACAAAAAUAGAAAGAGUAGCACACACAAGAGAGCGGAGUCGGUUGAUGAGGCGUGGUAGAGAGGCUAGAAAGAGUAGAACACACGAGAGAGAGAGCAAACACACACACACAGUCUCAGGCUUUAUACGUUUGUGUUUGUCUGUUCAUAUUGCCUGUGUGCAUGUUAAGACGGAUUACUGAUAAGACAGACCGAGCGAAGAGAGAGAGAUAGUGAGGGAAAGUGUUGAAAGACAAGGGUGGGGAUGAAGGGAGGGGGGGGAGGGAGGGAGGGAAGAAGACGUGGAAUGAGUGAUCAAUUCAGAGCGAGUCCGAGGGAAUUGGAGAGAAGGGUGUCAAAGUAUGUUUAUGGGUGAUUGUCCAUUCCAAUCAUUUCUGUAAUCAAAAUCCUGAUUAUUUGACAGGGCAGAGGAGCAAUAUAAUAUUUAAAAGAUAAGUACUGCAUUAUAGAUUCACUGGAUGAGAACUCCAGGGUUGUGUUCAUUAGGCACCAAACGGACUGCAACAAGGAGGAACUAUCUGGACUGGUCCAAUAAGAAAUACUCCUUUUUGUGUUCCGUUGCAAAACAUUUUCAGUUGCGUGCCCUAAUGAACACCACCCUGAUCUGUCAUCCAUGUUGGUUAAUGAGAUAUUAUUGACAGUGAAUCUUUUCAAGCAUAAACACAGUAAAUAUAGUAAACAAACACCAACUGUUUCUGCAGGCUCCUUCGGGAACAGUGGAUCAGAGCCAGAUACGAGAGGAAUGAGUUUGUGUGUGUGGAGAGACAGGAGCCUUACUCUGCAGGUAAGACUGAGUACACACGCGCACGCGCAUGCGCACGCGCACACACACUCACACUCACACUCACACUCACACUCACACUCACACACACAAACGCAUGCACAUGCACACAUGCAUACAAACAAGCACACAUGCACACACUCACACACACACACACACAUGCACGCACACGCACAUACACACACACACUCACACUCACACACACAAACGCAUGCACAUGCACACAUGCAUACAAACAAGCACACAUGCACACACACACACACACACACACACACACACACACACACACACACACACACACACACACACACACACACUGAGCCUGAGUCUUUGUCUCUGUCUUUAUUCUCUCACCACAGUGUGCUUCUCAACACCCCUGCAUUCCACACUCAGAGAAUAAUGGACUUUCUAGGGCUGAACAGAUGAUAAAAUCAGUAGUGAAAGAAAGACAGAGAGAUAAAUAGUGAGUGGGACAGAGAUAGAGAAGAAAGAAAGAAGCCUCAACAUUACCUCUCUUUCCUGGAAAUCAAUUAAAAUAAUAUCAAAGGCCAUUCAACUUUGAGAGAUUUGACUGUCUUUGAGACUGUCUUUGGCACCCCAAUGGUGGAACAAGCUCCCUCACGACGCCAGGACAGCGGAGUCACUCACCACCUUCCGGAGACAUUUGAAACCCCACCUCUUUAAAGAAUACCUGGGAUAGGAUAAAGUAAUCCUUCUACCCCCCCCCCCCCCCCCCCCUUACUCCAACCCCCCCACCUAAAAAUAAUAAUAAAAAUAAAUAAAUAAAUAAAAUUGUAAAGUGGUUAUCCCACUGGCUAUAAGGUGAAUGCACCUAUUUGUAAGUCGCUCUGAAUAAGAGCGUCUGCUAAAUGACGUAAAUGUAAAUGUAAAUGUAAAUGUAAUUUCUCGUGCUUCAUUCCAUUCAUGUCGAUUCAUCAUUGUUAGGCCUACAUCAUGUUAUCUCAGGACCACAUGAGCAGUAAAGAGCUUGUUACAUGGAGACGGUAAUACAAUAAGCCUUGUAAGUGCCGCCUUGUCAUCUGGCUUCAGCGACCGCCACAUUGCUGUCCUGUCCUUUCCUUUACAAAAGGCCUCUGUGAUGCAGAAAGACAGACAGAAAUGUGCUAACAGAGUUGGGUAGUUUCUAAAUGUCAUCCAUUACAGUUACUAGUUACCUGUCCAAAAUUGUAAUCAGUAACGUAACUUUAGGAUUACCCAAACUCAGUAACAUAAUCAGAUUAUUUUCAGUUACUUUUGGAUUACUUCCCCUUAAGAGGCAUUAGAAGAAGACAAAAAGGAUCCAUCAAACACAUUUGGUGUCAUCAUAGUGGUCUCUGACCUGUGGUCAGACUCACUAAAACUUAAACUUGUACCUUUUUUCAAUGCUGAAUUGAAAAACCAUUAAGAAAACUGAAAGGUGUGACAAUGUAUUUUCUUUUCUCACAAACAUCCUCUCCGAAUGUAAAAGUAAUCCAAGCAGGAAUCAUCUACAUUUUCAAAAGUAUCUGUAAUCAGAUUACAAUAUUAUUUGGGUGAACAGAUUACUCACACACACACACACACACACACACACACACACACACACACACACACACACACACACACACACACACACACACACACACACACACACACACACACACACACACACACACACACACACACACACACACACACACACACACACACACACACACACACACACACACACACAGUCAGUCAAACAGUCAGCCACUCAGUGUUAGCCACUCAGUCAGUCAGUCAGUCAGUUAGUCUGUCAUGAGUCAGUUAGUCGAUCAGUCAGUUAGUCAUUCAGUCGGUCAGUCGGUUAGUCAGUCAGUCACUCAAUCAGUCAAUUAGUCAGUCGGUCAGUCAGUCAUUCAGUCAGUCAUCAUAUAGUCGGGCAUCAUCAUUAUCUCUCUGGUGAGUGUCUCUGUCCUCUAUUCUCUCUGCCACCACAGAGGAAUCAGCCUUAAAGGGAUAGUUUGGAUUUUGCUGACUUCCCCGAGGUCAGAUGAACUCGUGGAUACCAUUUUUAUGUAUCUGCGUCCAGUAUGAAGCUGGACUCUGGGGAGCAUGUUAGUCUUUGUGCUAAUGCCAAUUAGCAUUGGCUCGCGAAAAUACAUUGCGAAAAGAACUUCCUUCAAAAUGGACGCAGAUACAUUUGUAUUUGUAUUUAUUAUGGAUCUCCAUUAGCUGCUGCCAAGGCAGAUUUCACAACAUAUUAAGUGUGUGCCCUCAGGCCCCUACUAUACUACCACAUAUCUACAACACAAAAUCCAUGUGUACGUGUGUGUAUAGUGCGUAUGUUAUCGUGUGUUUGUAUGCAUGUGUUUGUGCCUGUGUUUGUGUUGCUUCACAGUCCCCGCUGUUCCAUAAGGUCUAUUUUUUAAAUGUAUUUGUAUCUAAUUUUACUGCUUGCAUGAGUUACUUAUUGUGGAAUAGAGUUCCAUGUAGUCAUGGCUCUAUGUAUUACUGUGCACCUCCCAUAUUCUGUUCUGGACUUGGGGACUGUGAAGAGACCUCUGGUGGCAUGACUUGUGGGGUAUGCAUGGGUGUCCGAGCUGUGUGCCAGUAGUUCAAACAGAAAGCUCGGUGCAUUCAACAUGUCAAUACCUCUCACAAAUACAAGUAGUGAGGAAGUCAAUCUCUCCUCCACUUUGAGCCAGGAGAGAUUGACAUGCAUAUUAUUAAUGUUAGCUCUCUGUGUACAUCUGAACAGUAGUCCAGGUGCGAAAAAACUAGGGCCUGUAGGACCUGCCUUGUUGAUAGUGCUGUUAAGAAUGCAGAGCAGCGCUUUAUUAUGGACAGACUUCUCCCCAUCCUAGCUACUGUUGUAUCAAUAUGUUUUGACCAUGACAGUUUACAAUCCAGGGUUACUCGAAGCAGUUUUGUCUCCUCAACUUGCUCAACUUGCUCAAUUACCACAUUAUUCAUUACAUGAUUUAGUUGAGGUUUAGGGUUUAGUGAAUGAUUUGUCCCAACUACAAUGCGUUUCGUUUUUGAAAUAUUUAGGACUAAGUUAUUCCUUGCCACCCAUUCUGAAACUAACUGCAGCUCUUUAUUAAGUGUUGAUGUCAUUUCAGUCGCUGUGGUAGCUGACAUGUAUAGUGUUAAAUCAUCCGCAUACUGGCUUUACUCAUACGUUUUUCCAGAAACAGACUAUGAUCGAUAAUGUCAAAAGCCGCACUGAAGUCUAACAAAACAGACCCCACAAUCUUUUUAUCAUCAAUUUCUCUGAGCCAAUCAUCAGUCAUUUGUGUAAGUGCUGUGCUUGUUGAAUGUCCUUCUCUAUAAGCAUGCUGAACUUCUGUUGUCAAUUUGUUUACUGUAAAAUAGCAUUGUAUCUGGUCAAACACAAUUUUUGGUAAAAGGCUGAUUGGUCGGCUAUUUAAGCCAGUAAAAGGGGCUUUACUGUCCUUAGGUAGGGGAAUAACUUUUGCUUCCCUCCAGGCCUGAGGGCACACACUUUCUAGUAGGCUUAAAUUGAAGAACGGCAAAUAGGAGUGGCAAUAUUGUCCGCUAUUAUCCUCAGUAAUUUUCCAUCCAAGUUGUCAGACCCUGGUGGCUUCCACACUUACUUUACAGAAUUCAAAAUUACAAUGCUUGUCUUUCAUAAUUUGGUCAGCGUUUGUUGCUGGCAUGUCAUGCCUAAGUUUGCUAAUCUUGCCAAUUAAAAAAUCAUUCAAGUAGUUGGUAAUAUCAGUGGGGUUUGUGGAAUGAGCCAUAAAAAUGGUAUCCACAAGUUCAUCUGACUCCGGGGAAGUCAGAAAAAUCCAAACUAUCUCUUUAACAUAGUCACUCACACUCCUACUGCCAGUGACUCUUGUCUCAGCUGACUCUGGUGUUAGAUCUGACCUGGGGUCUGUCAGCUGUGAUCUCUGUUUGCGCGGGUGGUACUGUAGAGAGUGACGUGGCUGUACCAGGAUCAGGCCAGUGCCAGUGGCUGGAUGGUGGGUGUGUUCUGGGUGACAGGGUCCUGUUAUCCCCAGUGUCCCGUGACUGUCAACACUUCUCUUUCUAUGUGUCUAUCUCCAUCUGUCUGUCUCUCUGUUUCCCUCUCUAUCUGUCCAUCUGUCUCUCUGUUUCUCUAUCUGUCUCUCUGUUUCUCUCUCUAUCUGUCUCUCCAUCUGUCUCUCUAUUUCUCUAUUUCUCUCUCUCUCUCUUUUUCUCUCUCUCUCUCUCUCUCUCUCUCUCUCUCUCUCUCUCUCUCUCUCUCUCUCUCUCUCUCUCUCUCUCUCUCUCUCUCUCUCUCUCUCUCUCUCUCUCUCUCUCUCUCUCUCUCUCGACCAGAGCAUGAUGACUUCAUCACUACACCAAGAAGAGAGGGAGGGAGGGAUGAAGAGAAAGAGGCAGGGAUGGAGAGCGGGAGGACAGAAGGGAGAGGAGGUAGGGAUGGAGAGAGGGAGGACAGAAGGAAGAGGGAGGUAGGGAUGGAGAGAGGGAGGACAGAAGGGAGGGGAGGGAGGGAUGGAGAGAGGGAGGACAGAAGAGAGGGAGGUAGGGAUGGAGAGAGGGACAGAAGAGAGAGGGAGGUAGGGAUGGAGAGAGGGACAGAAGAGAGAGGGAGGUAGGGAUGGAGAGAGGGACAGAAGAGAGAGGGAGGUAGGGAUGGAGAGAGGGACAGAAGAGAGAGGGAGGUAGGGAUGGAGAGAGGGAGGACAGAAGGGAGGGAUGGAAGAAGAAAGGGAGUGUUUCUUACUUCCAGCACGUUUCCCUAAAGGCCUUUGCAGACUGUACGUCGGAUUCAGUCAUUCAUGAUUAUCACGUCACACUGUGCGAUGUUGCCAAAUAAAAAUCUUGAUAUCAACCUGGCAAGAUUUUACAAUUUGCUUCAGUUCUGUGAUUGGCGACAUCAGCCGACGUAGGCUACGUAAACUGCAGUGGUGUUUUUGAUCUGCACAUGUGCCAGCACCAGCAGCGCCAGCCUCUCUCUAUGCUUAUGCGCGAGUGAACUGAAAGUAUGAAUCUUAGAAAUAGUUUUCACAUACAAACUUUUUGUCCGAACUCAGAAUCAAAAAAACAUGGUCGCUGUGGUAGAACGUUUAUUUUGAUAGCUAAUUUUUUGCAUUUGGUAGCCUGAUUUCAGAUGUGUCGUGUAAACAAGAUUAUUAGGGAAAUCGGUCUUCUUGCACAGCAUGUAAACAUUUAAAUCAAAUUAUUAUAUUAAUCUCACUAUUCACAAUAAUCGUAUUAUUGUGUGCAUACUCAGUGCCAGCCGUCUUCCUAUUGGUCAGUCACUGGGGUUGGCUCGUAACACCAGCCACACACUACACAAUAAAGGCGAAAAAAUCCUGACACUGCCAGAACUUUGUUGGAGCCUACGACCGCAUGUAGUGGUACUUAAUCGGACCCUGUCACACUGAAUGACCCAAGACGUCCGAAAAUCAUUUACGACCUAAGAAUUUUCCCACGACGUGGACAAUUUGUCUGAGACGGCAAAAUGUUGGCAUAAGACAGCUAAAAUGGUGCAGUCUGCAAAAGCCUUAAGGAGAAUGGAACACUUUCACAGCAGUAUUAACUGAGAUUAACUGACACUCUGCUAUUCAUUCUUCAGUCUCAUUCUUUCACUCUGUUGUCUGUCUUUUAGUGCAUUGCAGUGUAAUGGGAUUUGAUAGUUUGAUAGUAAUAUUCUAUUCACGUGUGUGUGUGUGUGUGUGUGUGUGUGUGUGUGUGUGUGUGUGUGUGUGUUGCGUGCGUGCGUGUGUCCAUGUGUGACUCAUUGCUGUGUUGGUAGAGUUGACAGUACGAUGUGUGUGUGUGUGUAGGGCAGUGACAGUGCAGUUCUGCUCCUAGUUGUCUCUGUCUGUUGGCUGAGACUGAGUGAGGACAGAGAGGCCAGUGACAGGAACAGACAGGGAGCACAGAGCCAUGGUGUGUAUGUGUGUGUGUGUGUGUGUGUGUGUGUGUGUGUGUGUGUGUGCUUUCUGAAUAGGGUAGAGUGUUGAUUUCAGCAUCGAUCAUAAUGUUGGAGGAAGCAAUUGAUCUCUGCUGAGACAAUUCAAGGUGAAUUAUUCAUGGAAGCUAAAGGCCAAGACAACAGACAUCACCACCUUAACCCUGCCUCAGCACAUCACAGAGGAUGGUGACCUGGGAGUUUAGAUACGUGCACACACACACACACACACAGAAUCCACUGGACCCCAGCUUCACUACUGAAUCCUGUUCUAUCCUUUUUAAUCCUGCCCUCUGUGUUGUUUUUGUUUCUCUCCCUUUUACGCUCUCCUCCUCUCCUCUCCUGCUCUCACUCCUCCUCUCCUCUCCUGCUCUCACUCCUCCUCUCCUCUCCUGCUCUCACUCCUCCUCUCCUCUCCUGCUCUCACUCUUCCUCUCCUCUCCUGCUCUCACUCCUCCUCUCCUCUCCUGCUCUCACUCCUCCUCUCCUCUCCUGCUCUCACUCCUCCUCUCCUCUCCUGCUCUCACUCCUCCUCUCCUCUCCUGCUCUCACUCCUCCUCUCCUCUCCUGCUCUCACUCCUCCUCUCCUCUCCUGCUCUCACUCCUCCUCUACUCUCCUGCUCUCACUCCUCCUCUCCUCUCCUGCUCUCACUCCUCCUCUCCUCUCCUGCUCUCACUCCUCCUCUCCUCUCUUGCUCUCACUUCUCCUCUCCUCUCCUGCUCUCACUCCUCCUCUCCUCUCCUGCUCUUUCUCCUCCUCUCCUCUGCACCUUUGUCUUUGGAAUGGGACCCCUGUGGUUCCUCUCCUUGCAGGGUACCGAGAGGGGUUUCUAUGGAAACGGGGCCGAGAUAACGGACAGUUCCUGAGCCGAAAAUGUAUUCUGUCAGAGCGGGAUGGCGCUCUGAAGUACUUCAACAAGCAUGAUGUGAGUGUAGUGCUAUAUCCCCCCCCCCCCCCCCCCCCCCCCCCCCUCUCUCUCUCUCUCUCUCUCUCUCUCUGAUGGGGGACAACACUGGCAUAAAAUAGCAAACCUUGCUAGUGACUGUAGUUACUAGAGGAAGCUUGUAGGUGAUUGUUCUGCAGCUGAACGAUGAUGAUGAUGAUAAUGAUGGCUACAACGAUGAUGAUGGUGAUGGUGGUGGUGGUAGUGGUGAUGGUGGUGGUGGUGAUGAUGAUGAUGAUGGUGGUGAUGGUGGUGGUGGCGAUGAUGAUGUUGGUGGUCGUGAUGAUGGUGAUGGUGAUAAUGAUGAUGGUGGUGGUGAUGAUGAUGGUGGUGGUGAUGAGGAUGGUAGGGUGAUGAUGGUGCUGGUGAUGAGGAUGGUGGGGGUGAUGAUGGUGGUGGUGGUGAUGGUGAUGAUGGUGGUGGUGGUGAUAAUGAUGAUGGUGGUGAUAAUGAUGAUGGUAGUGGUGAUGGUGGUUGUGAUGAUGAUGAUGAUGAUGAUGAUGAUGAUGAUGAUGAUGGUGGUGAUAAUGAUGAUGGUGGUGAUAAUGAUGAUGGUGGUGGUGAUGGUGGUUGUGAUGAUGAUGGUGGUGGUGGUGGUGGUGGUGGUGAUGAUGGUGGUGGUGGUGGUGAUGAUGGUGGUGAUAAUGAUGAUGGUGGUGGUGAUGGUGGUGGUGAUAAUGAUGAUAGUAAUAAUGAUAUGGUGGUGGUGAUAAUGAUGGUGAUGAUGAUUGUAGUGGUGGUGAUGAUGAUGGUGAUGAUGAUGAUGAUGAUGAUGAUAAUGAUGAUGAUGAUGAUGGUGAUGGUGAUGAUGAUGAUGGUGGUGGUGGUGAUGAUGAUGGUGGUGAUGAUGACAGUGGUGGUGAUGAUGAUGAUGAUGGUGGUAGUGAUGAUAAUGGUGUUGGUGAUGAUGAUGGUGGUGAUGAUGACGGUGAGGUGAUGAAGAUGUAUACUCUCUUCCCCCUCCCUUCUCUCCCUGUACAGGCCAGAGAGCCCAAGGCUGUCAUGAAGAUCCACACCCUGAAUGCCUCCUUCCAGCCUAGUAAGAUAGGCCAGCCCCACGGCCUGCAGGUCACCUAUCUGAAGGACAACAGCACCAGGAACAUCUUUGUCUACCACGAGGAUGGCAAGGUGAGGUGAACAACUUUGAGGCAAUGUUGUGUGGUCAUUGGGCGUUUGCUUGGCUGCUGGUGGACACAAACAGACAGUCAGGAAGGUACAGUCGACUCCUGGGCCAUGUUCAUUAGGGUGCACAACAGAAUAAAAAAUUAAAACAUUCGGAACGGGAAACGAACAUGACAUUUCUUAUUGGAUGAGUUGAAGUAGUCCCUCCCUGUUCCAGUUAGUUUUUCUUCUGUUUGGUGUCUAAUGAACACGGCCCUGAGCAAUGCAGGUCAACAGUCCCAUAUCAAGUACAUUCUCUUGACUUGCUCUGGAUAUCUGCAUGUUCCGGGAUGGUUAAUUUGCUUUCACACCAGUCCCACACUGUAGCAAAACAUUUUGCAACGGAAACAGAAAUGAGCGUUUCUUAUUGGGCAAUUAAGUACCUCCCUGGUUCACUCAGUUUCAAAGCGUUUUCUUCUGUUUCCUGGAGAACACCACCCAGGAGUGGACUGUCUCUAUAGACCAGGGGUGUCAAACGUACGGCCCGCGGGCCGGAUCAGGCCCGCAAACGGGUUUAAUCCGGCCCGCGAGAUGAUUUUGAGAAUUUUUUUAUUUUUAUUUUUUUUUUAAGUAUAAAAAUGGGCUGCAAUUUUUCAAUAAAAUAAACUGCUGUUACAAUUGCGUCCACUGGAUGGCGCAAUAGCAAUUGUGUUAAGCAAGCAAACUGUUUAUACCGGGGCAGAGCAAGUAGGUCAAGCACGUGCAGCCAAUGAGCUACUUUGUUUUGCCCGCGAUAUUUAUUACGGCUUCUACUUUUAACAUUAUUUGCUUUGGCACCCUCAUUGCCCCAAUAUGUCUCUGUCAAAAAAGAGAAAAGUGGACGCAGAGUGCAGAGUGUUCCAAGAAAAAUGGUCAUCCUAUUUAUUCACGGAAUUGAAUGGGAAAGCUGUAUGUUUUGUGUGUUCAGAGCAUGUUGCAGUGCUGAAAGAAUAUAACCUUCGUCGCCACUAUGUGAGUCUUCAUGCCAACAAAUAUGACAACUUUCAAGGACAGCGGAGAUGAGAGAAGGUGAAUGAACUGUUGGCGGGUCUGAAGAAACAGCAGUCUGUGUUUACUCACAGCCGAGACAUCAGUGACGCUGCAGUGAAAGCUAGAUACUUCAUUGCUAAUGAAAUCGCAGUGGCUUCAAAACCAUUUAGUGAGGGUGAAUUUGUAAAAACAUGCAUGAUGAAGGCAGCGGAGAUUGUGUGCCCUGAAAAGCGGCAGGCUUUUGCAAAUAUCAGCCUGACAAGAAACACAGUUGCAGACAGGAUUUCCGAUCUUUCAGUGGAUUUGGACAGCCAGUUGAAGCAAAAAGUAAAGUCAUUUAUUGCGUUUUCGGUUGCAAUUGAUGAAAGCACGGACAUUACAGAUGUUGCACAACUGGCCAUUUUCAUCCGCGGAGUUGAUGACACAUUGACCGUCACCGAGGAGUUCGUGGAGUUGGUGCCGAUGACAGAUACAACGACAGCAGCUGAUAUUUUUACCGCACUCGUCGGCGCGCUGGACAGGGUCGGAGUGGACUGGUCCCGCGCUGUCAGCCUGGCUACAGAUGGUGCGCCCUCAAUGAUCGGGAAAAAAGCAGGCGUUGUGACAAAGUUCAGAGAGAAAGUGCAAUCUGCAAAUGGAGGACGUGAUUUUUUGACUUUUCACUGUAUUUUGCACCAGGAGGCUUUGUGUUGCAAGUCAUUAAAGAUGGAUAACGUCAUGAAGGUGGUCAUCCAAACUGUUAAUUUCAUCCGAUCCAGAAGCCUGAAUCACCGUCAGUUUGACAGCCUUCUCAGAGAGAAAGACCACACCUAUGGCCUGCCAUACCACACUGAGGUAAGAUGGUUAAGCCGAGGUGCUGUGCUGAGGCGUUCUUUGAUUUACGAGAAGAAAUUGAACAGUUAAUGGAAGAAAAGGGCAAACCAGUGUUAGAAUUUCAUUCAGCAGAAUGGAUGCAGGACCUUGCAUUUAUGGUGGAUGUUACAGAGCACCUGAAUAACUUGAACAAACAGCUGCAAGGGCGCAACAAAGUUGUCACGCAGUAUUAUGACAGCGUACGUUCUUUCAAGUUGAAGCUGUCAUUGUGGGAGACGCAACUUGCCGGUGGUGAUGCAGCUCACUUCCCCUGUCUGAAAAAUGUGUGCGCGACCCAACAUGUGGCAGACAUGAAGCGGUUCAAAGAUAAAAUAACGGGACUGUUACGGGAGUUUGAGCAACGCUUUCAGAUUUAUGUUGAUGUUUUUAUGUUGAUGUGCUAUUGUUUUUAAUUGAUUUUAUUUGUAUAUUUAACCUAUUCUUGACUCUGUGGUUCUUGCACUUGUUUGGGGAACAGGAUUUCAUUAUUUGUAUCUACAUUUCUGCCUGAGAAAUGACACCCUGAUAUAGUUCUGUGAUCUGUGAUAUACUUCUGUGAAUCACUGAGGCAUUGUGUGUUUGUGUGUUCUUUGUCCUCAGAACUUUCAAAUAACUUGAGGUGUUUUAUGAUUAAUAGUAAUGUUGUGCUUUUGGACACUGUCCUCAGGCUCCAGCUUUAUGUUUAUAUGUUUUUAUGUUGAUGUGCUAUUGUUUUUAAUUUAUUUUAUUUUAUUUGUAUAUUUAACCUAUUCUUGACUCUGUGGUUCUUGCACUUGUUUGGGGAACAAGAUUUCAUUAUUUUUAUCUACAUUUCUGCCUGAGAAAUGACAUCCUGAUAUAGUUCUGUGAUCUGUGAAACAGUUCUGUUAAUCACUGAGGCAUUGUGUGUUUGUGUGUUCUUUGUCCUCAGAACUUUCAAAUAACUUGAGGUGUUUUAUGAUUAAUAGUGAUGUUGUGCUUUUGGACACUGUCCUCAGGCUCCAGCUUUAUGUUUAUAUGUUUUUAUGUUGAUGUGCUAUUGUUUUUAAUUGAUUUUAUUUUAUUUGUAUAUUUAACCUAUUCUUGACUCUGUGGUUCUUGCACUUGUUUGGGGAACAGGAUUUCAUUAUUUUUAUCUACAUUUCUGCCUGAGAAAUGACACCCUGAUAUAGUUCUGUGAUCUGUGAAACAGUUCUGUUAAUCACUGAGGCAUUGUGUGUUUGUGUGUUCUUUUUCUUUAGAAUUUUCAAAUAAACUUGACGUGUUUUAUGAUUAAUAGUGAUGUUGUGCUUGUACUAUUUUGGACACACAGUCCUCAGGCUCCAGCUUUAUGUUGUAUGUUGAUCGUAUUAAAACAAAGAAAACAAUCUGAAGUUGUUGUUUUUAAGUUAUAUAUACCAUGAUUUUUCCGGUCCGGCCCACUUGGGAAUAGAUUUUCCUCCAUGUGGCCCCUGAGCUAAAAUGAGUUUGACACCCCUGCUAUAGACUAUCAGAAGCAUUUAUUUUGUGAAGUGGCUGUUGGCAUCUGAGUAGGAGUAUAUCUCCCUCUGCAGGACAUACGUUGCAAUUGCAUGUCUUUAAAUACACCCUAAACCUAGUAGGAAAUAUUCUGAAAUCGAAGUCGACUACUGUUUACAGUAAUGGUGGAUUAUUGCCAGGAAAGGGGCUCUAUCAGGUGUGUAUGGAGGUCGGGGUCGUGUUCAGUGUAGGUAGCACAAAAAGUUUUCUCCCAUUUAAUGUCAAUUGAACAGGACCCAGAUCAUGUUAGCAUGUCUGUUGUGUUUUAAGGAAAUGGUGGACUGGUUCAACGCCAUCAGAGCAGCCAGAUUUCACUACCUACAGGUUGCUUUCCCUGGGGCCCACCACGCUGAUGUAAGUCUCUCUCUCUAUCUUAUUUUCGUGUUCUCUCAUUAAUCCCUCAGUCCCUUCCUCCCUAGUAUACACAGGUAUUAUAUACAGCUGGCCCAAUUCUGCUCCCUAUCCCUUCUCCUUGGCCUUAACCCUUCAAUGUUUGCAUAUCCCAAGGGUCUUGAUAGAUAUAAGCAGUGUAGUGGCAUAUCUUCCAUCCUAUUGCUUAUACCUUAUGGAUCUGCAAACAUGGAAGGGUUAGGGCCAAUGGGAAGGGGUAGGAAGGGAACUGGGACUGGCUACACACACCAUCACAUGGUCACAGAAUAAAACAUUUCUCCUUCUUCUCAUGUAUUCGUCCAGUUGGUGUCAAAGCUAACACGGAACUACAUCAAGGAAGGCUACAUGGAAAAGACGGGUCCAAAGGUGAGGUCUUUUAAUACUUACACUUUAGUUACUUACACUUUAGUUACUUUGUGACACGACACUUAAUGCUUCUAACUUUAUCAGCCCAUUGGGUUUCACUGUGAAUGUGGUUUCAUUUGCACCACACAAACGUACCGCGUUAAUAACGGCCAUUUACAGCCUCAGCCACAGUAUAUUUGCAGAGCCUGUGAGCUGAAUGCCUACCUCAUACUGCUUGGUGUUGAUAAUGUUUUGUUGUUCCAGAAUGGGAUCCUGUAUGUAAGCCAAGAAAGCCAUUAGCUAUGAGAGUGCAAUAAAGUUUAUUCGUUAAAGAGGCUAUACGGAACCUUUGCCUCUGGGGGUGCUCUGGAACUAAAAGGGGUCCCCUCAAUGGACAGAAAUAUUGCCCAGAAAUGACCUCAUUGGACAGAAAUACAUUAUUUUUAGGUGAAUCAUUAGCAACUGAACAUCUGUAAAGCCUUUUUAAUUCCUUCAACCUCUGUCUCCUAUUUCCCUCUUACAGCACACAGAGGGCUUCAAGAAGAGAUGGUUCACUAUGGAUGACAGGAGACUCAUGUACUUCAAGGAUCCUCUGGUAAGAUAGUCAGUGGAUAAAUUAGGUGCAAUGUCAUAUGGGUCAAAGAGAUGGUGCUGUACCAUUUCAGUAAAUAACUAUUAGUAACACUUUAUUUAGGGCUUACAGUUCAACAGGCUCCAAAAUGACUGAUAAUAGCUAUGAUUGAUAAUCAAUUGAUAAUACCCAUUAUAAGCAGUUCAUUGGUACUUAUGCAUUAUGGCACUUAUAGUACAGUGGUACUGAACUAAUGUUAUUUGCAGGUUAUAUUAUGUAAACAAACAUUCAAAUUAUUUAUUGGACCUCAUAUACAAUGUGGCUGGUCAGACACACACUGAGUCUCCUCUCUGUUUCUUUGUGAGGAUGCCUAUGCGCGCGGUGAGGUGUUCAUUGGUAGUAAGGAGAACAGCUACACUGUGCUCCCCGGCCUUCCCCCGUCCACCCAGGGCUACCACUGGCAGUUUGGCAUCACCAUAGUAACGCCCGACAGGAAGUUUCUAUUUGCAUGUGAGACCGAGGAGGAGCAGCAGGAUUGGAUGUCUGCCUUUCAGGGCGUGGUGAACCGACCUAUGCUGCCCCAGGAAUAUGCAGGUAACCACUCACAUGACUCUACCCAGGAUUUGGCCAAGGAAAACAUAUACAUUUUUUACAUUUAGCAGACGCUCUUAUCCAGAGCGACUUACAAGAGCAAUUAGGGUUAAGUGCCUUGCUCAAGGGCACAUCAACAGAUUUUUCACCUAGUCAGCUUGGGGAUUCGAACCAGCGUCCUUUCGGUUACUGGCCCAACGCUCUUAACCACUAGGAUAUCUGCCGCCCCCUAGUUUAAUAAAAUGUGGGGUCUUUUACUAUGGGGGAUAUGUUGAGUAAGGUGUCCAUUGGUGGAUCUCUCUCUCUCUCUCUCUCUCUCUCUCUCUCUCUCUCUCUCUCUCUCUCUCUCUCUCUCUCUCCUCUCUCUCUCUCUCUCUCUCUCUCUCUCUCUCUCUCUCUAUCUAUCUAUCUGCAGUGGAAGCCCACUUUAAGCACAAGCCCUGAGAGGAGGAGGACAAGAAAGAAAAAGAGGGAGCCUGGACUUGAGGCUAGACUGGAGGCUGGACAAAUAGGAUCCUUCUCCUCAUCUGGAGAAAAAUAA